CCCUCCUGACCGCCAUCUCACGCCUCAUCUCACCUCACACUCUAAUUUGUCUGGCUGUAGACCUACGCACGACUACAUAGCUCAAAGAUGGCACCAAAAGUCUCAGCAUCAAAAGCGAAACGCCUCGCACAAAAGGUUGCGAUUCAAAAUGCUAAGGGCAGCACUACAGCGGGGUCGACGCCCCCUGGCUCAAAUCUAGGAAGCGAGGCCAGCACUCCGAUCACCAGCCUUUCCGCUGCCGCGAGCAGUGAUGACCUGACUUCAAUGGCCAAGCUUCAGAUUGCAACUGAUCGGAGUGCUGCAGGCAAUUUGGCAUCUGAUGCCAAAGGCCGCGAUAUCAAGAUCGAUCAGUACACAUUGUCAUUCCAUGGCCGAUUACUCAUCGAGGGCGCGGAGAUUGCAUUAAACUACGGACAACGUUAUGGACUGUUGGGCGACAACGGCUCGGGGAAGUCAACCUUACUGCAAUCGAUAGCUGAGCGGGACAUAUCCAUCCCCGAUCAUAUAGACAUCUAUCUCGUUCGCGGCGAGGCAGAACCAUCAGACAUUAACGCCUUAGAUUUUAUCAUCGCAUCCGCUCGUGAAAAGGUCGCGCGACUCGAGAAGCGUAUUGAAGACAUGAGCGUGGCGGACGAUGUUGAUGAACUGGCAUUAAACGCUGCUUACGAGGAGCUAGACGAACUUGACCCUAACACGUUUGAGGCGAAAGCGGGUAGUAUUCUCCACGGUCUCGGCUUCAGUCAGGAGAUGAUGAAACGUUCAACAAAAGACAUGAGUGGUGGUUGGCGUAUGCGUGUCGCACUUGCUCGUGCCCUAUUUGUUAAGCCACAUCUCCUCUUGCUUGACGAGCCGACGAACCAUCUCGAUUUGGGCGCCGUCGUCUGGCUUGAGGCUUAUCUUUCUACUUACAAUCACAUUCUCGUCAUCACUUCGCAUUCGCAAGACUUCAUGGACAGUGUUUGCACGAACAUCAUGGAUCUCACUCAUAAAAAGAAGCUCGUAUACUAUACUGGUAAUUACACGACUUACGUCCGCACUAAGACGGAGAACGAAGUCAAUCAAAUGAAGGCGUACCAAAAACAACAGGACGAAAUUAGUCACAUCAAAAAAUUCAUCGCGUCGGCUGGUACGUACGCCAACCUUGUCAAACAGGCCAAGUCGAAGCAGAAGAUCAUCGACAAGAUGGAAGCUGCUGGACUUGUCGAGAAGGUCGAGCAGCCGAAACCAUUACGGUUCAACUUCGAAGACAUUCGCAGACUCCCACCACCUAUCAUCGCUUUCACGGAUGUUGCAUUCUCGUAUUCAAGAAAGAAAGAGGACUAUCUCUACGAGAAGUUGUCCUUCGGUAUUGACAUGGACUCCCGAAUCGCUAUCCUUGGUGCUAAUGGUGCCGGAAAGUCAACGCUCCUCAACCUUAUCACCGGCGUCCUGCAGCCUGUCGAAGGCACAAUAUCAAAACAUGUGAACUUGAAACUCGCCAAAUACUCGCAACAUUCUGCAGACCAACUGCCUUACGACAAGACGCCGAUUGAGUACCUCGAAUCGCUAUACAAGGAGAAAUAUCCCGAGAAGGAUGUCAUGUCGUGGCGGGCUCAACUCGGUCGUUUCGGUCUUUCUGGAUCGCAUCAAACCUCCUUGAUCAGGCAAUUGUCCGACGGUCUACGGAACAGAGUUGUUUUCUCACAACUUUCUAUGGAACAUCCUCAUAUUCUUCUACUCGAUGAGCCAACGAAUCACUUAGACAUGAUGUCUAUUGACGCUCUUGCUCGUGCGAUCAAGGAGUUUGAGGGUGGUGUAGUUAUUGUUUCACAUGACUUCCGACUAAUCUCGCAAGUUGCGGAAGAGCUGUGGGAAGUGAAGAACAAGACUAUCCGUAACUUGACGAGGGAAGACAUUUCGAUUGUUGACUAUAAGAAGAUACUCAUGAGCGAAAGUCAAUCGGCACUCGAGAAGGCGAAGUUAUUCAGCAAGACAACGAGUCGAACAAAGGCUUGAACUCGUGCAAGGUCAUUUCGCAGGGAGGAGGGCGUUGACCUUUCAGGGGAGACUACGACAGUGCUGUACAUCGCCGCAUACGUGUGGGCUUAGUACUGGUUAUGUUCUCCAGUAGUGUUGUAGGAAGAGGCGUAUAUCGAUGUGUACAUGUAUGAUACGAUACGUGUACCCAUCUGACCCAUUCGAGUUGUGGACACAUAGAGCAUAUUGAGACUGUAAUGAUCACUGCACGGGUGCUUUCGAUUCUAGACGUACAUUAUCUAGCUUUUUG
Molecule: messenger RNA, 2266 nt
Organism: Fomitiporia mediterranea MF3/22
Lineage: Eukaryota; Fungi; Basidiomycota; Agaricomycetes; Hymenochaetales; Hymenochaetaceae
Product: P-loop containing nucleoside triphosphate hydrolase protein
Exons: 10
Coding region: 88-1995 (635 amino acids)
Molecular function (GO): ATP binding; ATP hydrolysis activity
Source: RefSeq, a predicted model, not a curated record